AUGGCACUAGCAAGUAACAUCUUCGUCGGAUUCGACGUUUCCGACAAGGAUAAGCCGUUCAUGCUCGACGUCCUCCUCGCCCCCGGCACCCCUUGGGACGAGAAGCUGGCCAUCUACGACCUCGGUCUCUUCAGCGGAUACGAGGACUGGAACCUGAUGCUGGAGAGUGCUGCCUCAAUCAAGGAGGCGGACCUGGCUCGCUCGCCGCUGGAUGCGCGAGAUAUUCUAGCCUACAUCCCUCGAGUCAAAGAAGCCACGCUAGCAGCCGAGAAGCUACGCCAGGGUUGGGCAGCGACUGACCAGGCCAUCAAGAAUUUGGCCUCCCUGCUGCGGGUUCAUCGAUCAGGCCUCGCCGCCGUGCCCCGACCUCGAUCUCAAUCUCAAUCUCAGUCUCGAUUUCGACCCGCCGCCAUCAAACGGGAGCGAGUUAUCAAGCGAGAGGCCGCUGCCGUUGCCCCCAAGCGCGGACGGGAGGUUGCCGAGGACGGGAACGAAGCAGAGCCUAGGCAGCGAGCCAAACGGCAGAGAUCCGCUACCAAGUCAUCUACCUCUCACUAUUUCGCACCGUCAACAGACGAACAUUCGCCACGCACGGGCACGGGCACCAGCACCGGACAACAACCAGCAACUCCGUCGCCCGCUGACACGGCCCAGACUGGCGGCACCUCGGCUCUCAUAUGCCAUGGUAUCGCCACGCCUAAUCCCACGCCUCGCAAGCAGUCUCAAGAAAUUGAGGCCCCGAAGGAGGGCACCGCCACCGCCGUCACCACCACCACCACCACCAUACGAGACCCGCUCCAGGCGACAAUCCAGGCCCAAAAUGCCGACAGCCGGGGGUCUUCGGGCAGAAACGCCAUCCUGGCCAUCCCCGCGCAGCAGUCCGUCCCCGACGAACUCGUCCGAAUUAUUGUCCCCCGACGAAUUGAGACGGGUCAAGUCCGAGACCUAGCUCCCCCGAAGCCUGAGCCAAGGCGGAAGAUGGCCGUGAAAUCGCCGUUCUUCCGCCAGCCGCAGACGAGACCGUCUCCCAAGCCGAAACGCGUCGGUGGUCUUGUGUCGACGAUCCCCUUCCCGCCGCUAUCGGCGCCGCACUUUGGUCUGGUUCAGGAAGAGUUUGCUCACGAACCUUUCUGGCUGCUUGUGGUCGUGACUUUCCUCGUCAAGACGGCCGGUACGCUGGCCAUCCCGACGUUCUACAAGGUCAAGGAGCGGUUUCCAACACCAGCCGCCCUGGCUGAUCCAGUGGCGACCGUCACGGUUAUGGGCAUGAUCCACCACCUGGGUCUCUCAGUCGUGCGAACGGCGGCGAUACAGCGAUACGCCCGAGCUUGGCUCGUACAGCCACCGACAGCAGGCGUUGUUUAUCGAGUGAAAAACUACGACAAGAGAGAUGUCGAAGCGCAUACAUUGCGGGCGCCUGGUAGCGCUAAUUCUCCUGGUCCUAUUAUCGCCGAACACGCCACAGAAGCCGAUGAGGCGUGGGAGAUGGGCCACUUCACCCAGGGCAAAUACGCCCUCGACAGCUGGCGUAUCUUCUGCCGAGACGAGCUCCUGGGACGGGCCGAUGACUGGAAUGGCAAAGGCGCCGCCCCCAACUUCCAACCCGAGUGGAUGAGAGUGCGACCGGACGACAAGGAGCUCCGGGCGUGUCUACGGUGGAUGUGGAUGCGCGAGGGCUGGGAAUGGGAUCCCGUGACGGGCGAGAGGACUGUCCUCCGGGAUGAGAUGCGGAGGGCUGUGAAUGAAGAGCGGGUGGACUAUGACGACACGGGCGGGUUGGUGAUUCUCGACGAGCCGCGGUCAGGCUAG
This is a messenger RNA of Colletotrichum destructivum, 1809 nucleotides long. RefSeq names its product Putative methyl-CpG binding protein MeCP2/MBD4. The transcript is spliced from 2 exons. Gene Ontology annotation, biological process: DNA repair. The record is from RefSeq and is a predicted model, not a curated record. Lineage: Eukaryota; Fungi; Ascomycota; Sordariomycetes; Glomerellales; Glomerellaceae. Gene Ontology annotation, molecular function: DNA binding; catalytic activity. Gene Ontology annotation, cellular component: nucleus. The coding region runs from base 1 to 1809 and encodes 602 amino acids.